This is a messenger RNA of Zychaea mexicana, 990 nucleotides long. Its product is annotated as 50S ribosomal protein L30e-like protein. The record is from RefSeq and is a predicted model, not a curated record. The coding region runs from base 76 to 873 and encodes 265 amino acids. Gene Ontology annotation, cellular component: ribonucleoprotein complex. NCBI's taxonomy places the organism in Eukaryota, Fungi, Mucoromycota, Mucoromycetes, Mucorales, Lichtheimiaceae. The transcript has 2 exons. Gene Ontology annotation, biological process: ribosome biogenesis.
CCUCUUUUUUACGCGACUAGUAUUAUAUCCAUCACAUCUAACCUAUCCAUCCAUCACAUAUCCUAGUCCAACAUCAUGCCCCCAGCAAAGAAAUCUGGCAAGAAGGUCGCCCCUGCCCCUUACCCUAUCAAGAAGACUGCCGGCAAGACCACCAAGACGAACCCCUUGUUCGAGAAGCGUUCCAAGAACUUUGGCAUUGGUCAAGACGUUCAGCCCAAGCGCGACGUGACCCGUUUCGUCAAGUGGCCCGCAUAUGUCCGCCUCCAGCGUCAGAAGCGUAUCUUGUGGACCCGUUUGAAGGUCCCCCCUGCCAUCAACCAGUUCACCAACACUUUGGACAAGAACACUUCGGCUCAAUUGUUCAAGUUGGCCAACAAGUAUCGUCCCGAAACCAAGGUUGAGAAACGCCAGCGUCUCCGUGCUGUUGCCGAAGCCAAGGCUGCCAAAAAGGAGGUGCCCAAGACCGACAAGCCUGUCGUUGUCAAGUAUGGUUUGAACCACAUCACUGCCUUGAUCGAGCAAAAGAAGGCUCAGUUGGUCGUCAUUGCCGCUGAUGUCAACCCUAUCGAAUUGGUCCUUUGGUUGCCCGCUCUUUGCCGCAAGAUGGGUGUCCCUUACUGCAUUGUCAACAACAAGGGCCGUCUGGGUGAAGUUGUUCAUAAGAAAUCGGUCACUGCCAUUGCUUUCACCGAGGUCAAGGAUGCUGACAAGAACGAACUCGCGAACGUCGUCUCUGCUGUCAAGGCUAACUAUAAUGACAAGUGGGAUGAGCACCGCAAGACUUGGGGUGGUGGUAUCAACGGUAGCAAGUCCCAGGCCAAGAUGGCUAAGCGUGCUGCUGUUGUUGCCAAGGAAAUUGCUGCUCGUCAGUAAAUUGCCCUUCCCUGCUAUCUGUGUUUGCUAGGAAUAUAGGAUAGUUGUUUUUCACUAUUUACUUUUGGUGUAUGGCUGUGAAAAAAAUAAUACCUUUGAAUAAAAAAGCAACCCCGC